This is a messenger RNA of Dreissena polymorpha, 3691 nucleotides long. RefSeq names its product cartilage matrix protein-like. The coding region runs from base 107 to 2017 and encodes 636 amino acids. The transcript is spliced from 9 exons. The record is from RefSeq and is a predicted model, not a curated record. NCBI's taxonomy places the organism in Eukaryota, Metazoa, Mollusca, Bivalvia, Myida, Dreissenidae.
GUAAUUGCUCAUAUAUACAUCCUGUUCUUUUAAGGCAGCCACAUAAUUGGUGUUUCCUUCAAACAAAUCAAGUUCGGACGAUUAAUAACAACAUUUAGUGGCGUAAAUGGAAUAUAAAGCCAUGGAAAUAAUAUUUAUUACUAUUGCAGCAGUAGUGACGUUGGCUGCCACCCAAGGUUCGAGAAAUGAUGAGUGUCAAAUCGAGCCGGCGGAUGUUGUGUUUGUGCUGGACUCGUCCUACAGUAUCUGGCCUCCAGAUUUCUACAGAGAGGUCCAAUUCAUGCAGAAAGUAAUCGAAACGUUUGACAUUGGGGAGGGGAACGAUAAAACUCGAGUGGCGGCCCUGACAUAUGGGCACAAAGUGUGGCCCAAGUUUUACUUAAAUACUUACAAAGAAAAAGCUCAGAUGUUGCGGGCAACAGAGACUAUCGUCUAUGGUGAGGGUAAAACCACGAACACAGGUGAUGCACUCUCGUUUGCGCGGGAUGUCAUGCUGACUGAAAGAGCAGGUGCAAGGGCAAACGUGACAAAGAUUGUGAUAGUAGUGACAGACGGGUACUCCCAGAAAACAUGGUUCACACAAGAGAUGGCCAAGGUGCUGAAAGACGAUGGCGUGUUUCUGUUUGCAGUCAGUGUCGGCAUGCGUCUGGAUCACAUGGAACUCGCAGGCAUUGCCAGCGACCCAGAUGCGAAGUACUUCUUCAACAUCGACAAGUACAGUGAAAUGUCGUACAUCAAACAAACCAUCGAGAACAAAAUUUGUGAAAACAGGGCUGCACAAGACUCCUGGAAUAUCACCGACACCGACAACUUUGCGGAGUUCAAAGCAGGCACCACUGAAGAAAUCAUACUUGAUUGUGAUGGCAAAGCAGCAGACAUAUAUUUUGCAAUAGACGCUUCAUACAGUAUAAACCAAGACAACUUUGGAAAGCAGAUGGAAUUCAUUCAUGGAGUGGUCGACAUUCUUGAUGUUGCACCAAACAGAACGCGUGUUGGUUUAAUUACCUUCAGCGACGAUGUCACGUUCGUCGUCAAACCUGAACAAAAGUUGUCAAAAGAAGAGUUCAUGAUGUAUUCGAACACUGCAAAAUACAGCGGUGGAGGAACUGAUACGGCAAAUGCUUUGAGAGCGUUACGCGAGGAAGGGUUUUUCGGACCAUCAACUUCCCAAAGAGAUGGAGUGGCCAAAAUCGUAAUUAUAUUGACUGAUGGUUUGUCAGUCUCCCCGGAAUCUACAGUGAUGGAAGCAAACAACCUGAGGAAGGCUGGAGUGGAGAUAUUUUCCGUCGGGAUCGGAGAAGGGAUCGACAAGAAAGAGCUCAUAGACAUCGCAAGUCAGCCAUCAGAUAAGUUCAUGCUUCACGUCGAGGACUUUGGAGCUCUCAUGAACAUUCGACUGAAGCUGGCUGCCAGGUCUUGCACAGUGAAACCUUCAGAUGGCUUGUCAUUUGCAGCCGAUCAGGCGGUUUGCCACCCCAUGACCAAGACAGAUCUUCUCUUCGUGUUUGACGCACUCGAGAUUGGCAGCUGGCGUUCCCAGGCGGUCUCCCAGUUCAUUGAACAGAGCUUAACCUCUUUCAACUUGGCCACUGACCGCCUUCGUGUAGGCCGCGAGAUAGAAAACUGUCCCCGUGGAAACAUUCCUCUAGGAGGAGCUCUACAUGCCGCGGAUUUUGGGGCAGUUCAGUUUUCGUCUUUCACUGAACUGAUUCAGAGGGUGUCACGCGUAAGAUUCUCAGAGGAAAAUGGCGGACGUGCAAAUUCCACUCGAAUGCUGGUGUUGUUUGUGGAUUCAGAACAGAGGAUGAAUUAUGAAACCGUUGAAGCGGCGAAGAAACUGAAAGCGUCUGUGGAUUACUUUUACCUCGUGUCUAUAGGGAAGGGAAUGUACAAUAAACAUUUCGAGGACAUGGCCGACAAAGGCAGGACAUUGAAACUGAACAGCUAUGAUCAACUUCCUGCAAAUACUGGGGACCUCAUGACGUCAAUCUGCGACUACUUUUUCAUGUCUUUCUAGUGUUCAACUAUUUGUGGGGGGGUUCUGCUCUCAAUAGUUUGUUUAAACCUUUGACCACUCAGAUACGCACUUCAUUCCAAACCCUGAGGUAAUGAUGAGCAGCAAACAGCAUGAAACCUGAAAAGACUGCGAGUUACUCGCAUACUGCUAUGGUUAUAUGCUUGUUGCAUGUAGCCAUUUUCACUUUGCUUCUGAGUGGGAAAGGGUUAAACGUGACCAUGUGCCUUUGAAUUUAGUAAUGUCUUGUAAUAUUAUUCUCAUAGAUCAGUCAUUUUUAAAUAUUUUCCCAAUUUACUUUCAAACAAAACUGCUUUUCUUUUAUUAUCAUGUUAAAGUCAUAUUGCUUUUGGCUUAUUAUCCAUAUUCGUUAUUCCAAUAUACUUUUAACUCAUUUUUCUUCUAUUUUUAAAAUCCUUAAUGGAAAAAUGUGUGUAUAGAAAAUGUAUUUGCCAAUAUUACACAAUUUUGGGGGGAAUUUGAACUUGCAAUAUAGUGAACAUGUCCUUCAAAUUAAAACCCUUUUUUAUUUGUUCUCCACAUCUGUCUAUUAACAUGCCUUUUUCAACAAGAUUGAUGAAUCUGCAAUAUUAAAGUUCGACUUUAAUUGUGACAUGUUUGAAAUUUGACUAGAUUUACAAAUAGUGUAUGUUGUUUGUUAGUUUGAAUGUGUUGGCCGUUUUUAAUUAUAAUAUUCAAGCUUGUAUGUAAACUUUUCAUGGAUAAUAAUUAAAAUGAGGUUGCAAGCAUGAUGCUCAUAGUUACAAAGGUAAGUGUAGCAAGCAGUAUAUUGAAGUACAUUAAAUCAUUGAAAAUCAUUAUCAAAGUGGAAAAUAACUUGUGUGGCAGACAAGUCAUGUCUCAAACGAGACACUGACUGUGAUUAUCAAUACUUACUGCAAUUUUGUCCUUAAUAUACUUUAGCAGAACAAAGAUGAUGGGAUACAAGUCAAGUCUUCUCUGAACCCUGAUUUUCACUCCCUAUUUACGAUUCUUUGUCGACGUUAAUUUUUACAUCGUGUCCUUUCAUUCAUUUGAGUUCAGCUUAUUGCUAUUCUUUUCAUCACAGUUCAAUAAACAUGCGUGUUUACUAAUGCACUGGAUUUUCGUGAGUUUUGGCGGUUAUAACGUCAUUAGAGGUCUGCUUACAGGAGACAACGCAUGUUGUGGUUUAAUAUAUUUGUAACAGUAAUUAUUAUACUCAUUUAAGGUUUUAGGAAUUUAUAUUAUUAUUAUUAUUUCAGGUUUAAAUGUACAUUUUCAUAUAGAAUUAUGCUGUUGGAUUAGUGAGUUUAUAAGAUUGUAUUUUUUCUAGUCAACUAGUAUGGGUGAGGCCCAACACUCAGCAGCAUGACAAUUGACAAUUUACGGGCACAGAUUUCCAGAGCCUUUUUCCUAGACAUUCGAAAAUGGGUUUUUAUUUCUUGUUUUUCCUCGGCGAGUCAUGUUGAAUUUUAUACACAUCCUAGUUUAAGAAAUAAUGUGUAUUUUGGAGUUUCUGUUGAGUUAAUGCUUUGUUUGUGUGACAAUAAUAUGUUUUACAUAGUUAAGAUUAUGAUUUUUUGUGUCCCUGGGUUUUGAAUUGGCAAGAACUAUGAUCUGUAAAUGCACUUGUUUACUUACAUAAAUCCUGUUGGUAAAACGGCUACAAUAAAAGCGGACCACCUUCUACAUAAA